Oncorhynchus kisutch (coho salmon) is the source of this 6668-nucleotide messenger RNA. Its product is annotated as tyrosine-protein phosphatase non-receptor type 2-like. The transcript has 9 exons. Gene Ontology annotation, molecular function: protein kinase binding; non-membrane spanning protein tyrosine phosphatase activity. Bases 353 to 1834 code for a protein of 493 amino acids. Lineage: Eukaryota; Metazoa; Chordata; Actinopteri; Salmoniformes; Salmonidae. The record is from RefSeq and is a predicted model, not a curated record. Gene Ontology annotation, biological process: negative regulation of ERK1 and ERK2 cascade; negative regulation of receptor signaling pathway via JAK-STAT; peptidyl-tyrosine dephosphorylation. Gene Ontology annotation, cellular component: nucleus; cytoplasm.
ACGGAUAGUUCUCCUCUUCAGGGAUCUGGUGGUUUCCCAAACUCUGUCCUGUGUGUACGUUUUGGGCUGAUUAAAAUAACCAACUCAUAAUUACGCUUUGAUGAUUUGAAUCAGCUAUGUAGCGUUAGAGAGCAACAACCAAAACGUGCACCCAGGUCCAGAGUUUGGGCAAUCCCCAGACGAGGUGAACCAUCCGUCAUGCAAAGAGGUCUGGUGGAGAUGACGUAGAUCCCCCACACAGUCGGCUGACUCUCCGCGGUAGAUGGCUGUCAGUUGGGGCUAGCCAGCUAACUCACCGUUGACAACGAUAACAUUCAGACUAUAUUCACAAGACAGAAAUAUCAAUACCAAAAUGGAUCAACAGUUUGAGGAAAUAGAUUCGUCUGGGCAGUGGCAAAACCUUUAUAAUGAAAUCCGAAACCAAGCGAGCGACUACUCAUGUAAGGUGGCAAAACUCCCAGAGAAUCAGAAUCGAAACCGAUAUAGAGAUGUCAGCCCCUAUGAUCACAGUCGCGUUAAACUUGAAAACUCUGAAAAUGACUACAUCAAUGCAAGUCUAGUCAUGGUGGAGGAAGCCCAAAGAACCUAUAUUCUGUCUCAGGGCCCCUUGAAGAACACCUGCGGUCACUUCUGGUUGAUGGUCUGGGAGCAGAACUCCAAAGCUGUUAUCAUGCUGAACAGAAUCCUAGAGAAGGGGUCUGAGAAGUGUGCUCAGUACUGGCCUACAGCUGAGGAACAGCAGCUGUCUUACACGGACACAGGGUUUGUCGUGACAUUAGUGAAGGAAGAGGACAAGUCCAACUACAUCGUACGAGUGUUGGAGCUGAGGAACACAGAGACAGGAGGAACCACAGAGAUAUACCACUUUCACUACACCACCUGGCCUGACUUUGGCGUCCCAGAAUCCCCGGCCUCUUUCCUCAACUUCCUGGUCAAGGUGCGGGAGUCUGGCUCAUUGGGGCCGGAGCACGGGCCCUCCGUGGUCCACUGCAGCGCUGGGAUUGGACGCUCAGGGACCUUCUCGUUGGUCGACACGUGUCUCAUCCUGAUGGACAAGAGGAAGGACUCGUCGUCAGUGGACAUUCUGAGAGUUCUGCUGGACAUGAGGGAGUACCGGAUGGGUCUGAUCCAGACUCCUGACCAGCUACGCUUCUCCUACAGGGCUGUCCUGGAGGGAGCCAAGAGCAUCAUGGGAGACUGCUCUGCACAGAGCCAGAAGAGAGAGCUGUCCAGAGAGGACAGAGCGACAGUAUGUGAUUCACCGCCUUCCCCCCCUCCCAGGUGGCUCUCUGACACCCCCGCCCCCCCUCUACCCCCACCACGGCCUUUAGCCGCCCCCGCCCCCCCUCUACCCCCACCACGGCCUUUAGACGCCCCCGCCCCCCCUCUACCCCCACCACGGCCUUUAGACGCCCCCGCCCCCCCUCUACCCCCACCACGGCCUUUAGACGCCCCCCCGUCCCCUCUACCCCCGCCACGGCCUUUAGACGCCCCCCAGUCCCCCAGUCGGCCCUCAGAAAAGCCCAACGGCCAGCCACUGCCCUGUGUGGAGCCUGAGCCUGUGGCGUUGUCCAGAGAGGACCGGACAUCAGGAGACGGGACAGAUCCAGACAGAUCAGAGAAGGACCUGGCGGAGGUGCCAAGUCUGAGGAAGAGACACAGGGAGGAGCGUAUCGCCUGCACGGCCCAGAAGCUUCACCUGAUGAAACAGAGACUGACGAACACAGAGAGGCAGAGAGAACGCUGGCUGUACUGGAGGCCUGUGCUGCUCAACAUGGGGGCUGGAGCUGCCGUGGCCCUAGGGCUAGUGGUGGUUUGGCUCUUCUCCCAGUGAUUUCCCUCCCUCUGUCAGAGCUGCCGUGGCCCUGGGGCUAGUGGUGGUUUGGCUCUUCCCCCAGUGAUUUCCCUCCCCCUGUCAGAGCUGCUGUGGCCCUGGGGCUAGUGGUGGUUUGGCUCUUCUCCCAGUGAUACCCCCUCCCCCUCUGUCUUUUUUGCACCAGUACCUGGCACACGGUACCCUCUCUCUCUCUCUGUAAGAUACAUUCUCAUGGUCUGUUUGUGCAUAACAGGGGUAUUUAUUUCUACAAGUCAAAACCAAGAUUGGGGUCAAUUCCAUUUUUGAUUCCUGUCAAUUCAGGAAGUACACUGAAAUUCCACAUUUCAAUUCUCUUCAAGCUUUUAAAAAAAAUGAUUUAACAUUUAGAAUUUAGUUUUGCUUUCUGAACUGAAAUGGUGUUGAACUCAACCCUGGUGGAAAGGUCAGAGCACUAGAUCAAACCGUCCCGGUGUAUAUUUUGGUUCCUGUUUAAAGAUCUUGGUGGUAACAUCUUCUCUCAGGCUGUUGGUGCUCCAGUUGGCAGCACCUGAUGAAUGUACUGUCUGAAACCCCCCCUAUGCAGCAGCAACAGACAUCAUGUGCAAAAGGCUCAGUACAAAACAACAACAUCAUCUUGACCUUUUUACUUUCGUUCAUUCUUUUUAUUUCAUUUUAAAAGGUCAGAUUGUUUCAUUGAUAUGAUUGAUGUACGUAUUUGACAGGAAGCAAUUCAAAGGCUGUUUCACCUCUUUUUUGGGGGAUCCUCUCAUAGAGCAACAGGAACAUAGAGGUCAGAGGUCAGCAGUAGAACUGUUCUCUAACCAACAACAUACUUUGUUCUUCAUAAUGCUGAUGGUGCUUUGACAUGUGUUCCUGACCAGACACGGUUCUUCCGUUGUGUCAGCAGGGUCCGGACCAGGCAGAGUUUGGUCUGAACGGUCAGCAGGGCCCAGAGCGGGCAGAGUUUGGUCUGAACGGUCAGCAGGGCCCGGACCGGGCAGAGUUUGGUCUGAACGGUCAGCAGGGCCCGGACCGGCAGAGUUUGGUCUGAACGGUCAGCAGGGCCCGGACCGGGCAGAGUUUGGUCUGAAUGGUCAGCAGGGCCCGGACCAGGCAGAGUUUGGUCUGAACGGUCAGCAGGGCCCGGACCGGGCAGAGUUUGGUCUGAACGGUCAGCAGGGCCCGGACCGGGCAGAGUUUGGUCUGAACGGUCAGCAGGGCCCGGACCGGGCAGGGUUUGGUCUGAACGGUCAGCAGGGCCCGGACCGGGCAGAGUUUGGUCUGAACGGUCAGCAGGGCCCGCAGCGGGCAGAGUUUGGUCUGAACGGUCAGCAGUCUGGUCUCUACCUACCAACCCACGUUGUUGUGUACCGGGUCCAUACAGCGGGUUCCCCCUGGUCCGUUAGUCUGGUCUCUACCUACCAACCCACGUUGUUGUGUACCGGGUCCAUACAGCGGGUUCCCCCUGGUCCGUUAGUCUGGUCUCUACCUACCAACCCACGUUGUUGUGUACCGGGUCCAUACAGCGGGUUCCCCCUGGUCCGUUAGUCUGGUCUCUACCUACCAACCCACUGGGUUACAUUCUACUGGCAGCUGAUCCAGGAUGUCUCUCCUGGUGGACUUCUCAGCUAGCUAGCUUGUGCAAAGUCUGCUUAUGAGGUUAUAUCUGAUAUGACAAGUUUUGCUAACCUGAGUUUAUUUUAUUUAGUUGUAGUAUUAUUAAUCUGAUGCUGACUGACUGGCUGACUGGCUGGCUGGCUGGCUGGAUGGCUGACUGACUGGCUGGCUGACUGGCUGGCUGGCUGACUGACUGGCUGACUGACUGGCUGGAUGGCUGACUGACUGACUGACUGGAUGGCUGACUGGCUGAUGCCCAGCAGACAGUAAGGAGAAGUGAUGUAUAACAGUAGCCUUGGUCUCUGUGUUGCAGCAUGGACAGAGAAACGUGUGUGUGUGUGUGUGUGUGUGUGUGUUGCAGCAGCAGGUUUGGUCAAAGCACCUGCCAGUCCAAGGUUAAGGAAAUGAAUGUUGUUCAAAGAAAGCUCGGUGACAAUAUGAUGUGGUUGUAUCUUUUACUCUGUUGCUUUUAAACCCCCAAAAUACUUGAAUGUGCCUUUACUGUAGUCCCAGGGUUUCCAUAGUAACGUGGUAGGGAAUGGAGCGCUGUUUGCUAUUAGGACAGUGUGACAGAGUUGACUUCAUAUACCCUGAAUGGUCAUUGUCACUGUUGAUCAAAAAUAAACCGUGUGGCUAACUCAAAUAGGAAUGUAUGGUUGUAUGGGCCCAUGGUCGCGUACCAAAUGUGUUGUUAGCAUGUACUGACCUAGGAUGUCUUCUUUAUGUCGUCCCAGGUACUCACUCCUUGUGAUAGAAUGACUCAUUGGUUACGUUCUUAGUGGUGCCCUAUUCUCUUAAUAGUGUACUACUUUUGGCUCUGGUCUAAAGUAGUGCACUAUAUAGGGGAAAGGGUUCCAUAGGGCUCUGGUCAAUAGUAGUGCACUAUAUAGGGGAAAGGGUUGCCAUAGGGCUCUGGUCUAAAGUAGUGCACUAUAUAGGGGAAAGGGUUGCCAUAGGGCUCUGGUCUAAAGUAGUGCACUAUAUAGGGGAAAGGGUUGCCAUAGGGCUCUGGUCAAUAGUAGUGCACUAUAUAGGGGAAAGGGUUGCCAUAGGGCUCUGGUCAAUAGUAGUGCACUAUAUAGGGGAAAGGGUUGCCGUAGGGCUCUGGUCAAUAGUAGUGCACUAUAUAGGGGAAAGGGUUGCCAUAGGGCUCUGGUCAAUAGUAGUGCACUAUAUAGGGGAAAGGGUUGCCAUAUGGCUCUGGUCAAUAGUAGUGCACUAUAUAGGGGAAAGGGUUGCCAUAGGGCUCUGGUCUAUAGUAGUGCACUAUAUAGGGGAAAGGGUUGCCAUAGGGCUCUGGUCUAUAGUAGUGCACUAUAUAGGGGAAAGGGUUGCCAUAGGGCCCUGGUCAAUAGUAGUGCACUAUAUAGGGGAAAGAGUUCCAUUUGGGACUCCAACAUUGUGAUGACACUGGACGAUCCUCCACCAUUGGUUAUGGUUUAGGCAGGUAAUGCUGGCCUCGGUAAUGCUGGCCUCGGAAAUGCUGGUCCUCGGUAAAUUACUGGCCUCGGUAAAUACUGGCCUCGGUAAAUACUGGCCUCGGUAAAUACUGGCCUCGGUAAUGCUGGCCUCGGUAAUACUUGGCUCAGUAAUACUGGCCUCUGUAAUGCUGGCCUCGGUAAUGCUGGCCUCUGUAAUGCUGGCCUCGGUAAUGCUGGUCUCGGUAAUACUUGGCUCAGUAAUACUGGUCUCGGUAAUACUGGGCUCGGUAAUACUUGGCUCGGUAAUACUGGCCUCGGUAAUGCUGGCCUCAGAACAGCAUGGACCAUAACAUUUGUUUGUUGUUUCCCAUGAGAUUCAGGUGAGUUUUGUAACUGUGCAGUCACAACCUGACUGAUAAUGUUUAAAAAACAACCUGAACUUGUCCAAUAAAAUGUAUUUUUUAAACCGUACAUGCUUAUGGCUGAGUUGAUCCGCUUUCAAUCAGUGAUGCUUCUACACAGGUCUUAGAAGGAACUGAAAUCCCGUGUUCAUUUAGAAGGGACAGAUGUGAUUGGAGCUGAAAUCCCGUGUUCAUUUAGAAGGGAGAGAUGUGAUUGUAUACAAAUGUAAGCGGUUUACAAAUUGACAGCAAGAAGCCCACACAGAUCAUGUUUGACUAAAAUAUAUUUUCAGUCUACAAAUGAUUUGUAAUUAUGUUCCCCCCGAUUUUAAAUAUACUCAAAUAUCAAAAGUAAAAAUAUAAAUCAUUUCAAAUUCCUUAUAUUAAGCAGAGCAGACGGCAAAAUGUUCUUGUUUUUAACAUUUGCGGAUAGCCAGGGGCACACUCCAACAUAAUUGACAAAAGAUGCAUUUGUGUUCAGUGAGUCUGCUAGAUCAGAGGCAGCAGGGAUGACCAGGUGUUCUCCUGAUACCUGUGUGAAUUGGACUGUUUUCCUAACAAGGGAAAAUGUAUGGAGUAAAAAGUACAUGAUUUUCUUUAGGAAUGUAGGUAAGUAAAACUUUUCAAAAAUGUAUAUACUAGUAUAGGCAAGUUUCUCAUGAAGUCAGAGGCAGGCUGCUGUUGUUGAUCCUAGUUUGUCUGUAACGUCAAAUUAAAAGUGAUCAUACUUAUGUAUUGAUAGUACCGUUUUUUUUUGCUUCUCAUGUUUGGGUUCCCUGUGUUGCCAAUCUGAAAUGUGAGAGAUAUGGUAGCCUAAUCUUUGGCAUGUUUUAAUCAUUUACACUAUUUAUCGUCAAGGGGUGUAGCGCUUGUUUCGGGCCGCAGAUGGAGCCGGUCGCUGUAGUGGUCUCUUCCCGUUCUGUCUCCACAGCGGUUCUCUCACUAGCCUGCCGGGGCAGCCGAAUGACACAGACACCAGAUAAACGGAAUAUAUUUUAAACGUUAUCCGGGUGAGCGAGUUAUAAAGCAUAUGGUAUGAAACACCAAGAAGCGGGGGGAGUAAAUGUAGUAUUGUUGUUGUUGACGUUUUGAUAGUUUAAUUAGUUGAUCCGUUAGCAUAGAAGCUAACGUUAGCUCCAGUCAAGCUAGCCUGGGGGGUGUCAUGGCAACAGGACCAACGAGCGACUGUUCACACAGAGUGGAAACAGGAACACAUCACUUCCUGUUUUUAGGGAAAGGUUGACAAUUAUAUGAUGAAUGUAUCUAUGAGAUAAGAUGAGGAUGUAUACCUUUUUACAAAUAGUUUUUAGUAUGUUGGCUAUUUAGAAUUGUAUAUGAGUAUCCAAGUCAGCUGAAUAAGAGAGAGACAACUGUAUUGAAGAGAGAAGCCCCUGAUAAAUUAUUUUAAAUCUU